UCCGCCGUGGUCUUUGAGGCUUUCAUUUUGAAGACAGCGCUCGGUGCUCCCCGGGCUGACUGCGGCGCUCCUGACGCAUCUGCUGUCCACUAGUCAAUUAACUCCUGAGAGCGUCUCUGUUUCCAGCCCGGAGCUCCUGCGGUGUCCGAGAGAAGUCUGUGAGAUAGUAGCUCACGUUGAGAGAAAUGUGCUGAUUUUUUAUUUAUUUAUUUUUGAUGGUUUUAUAGUGUUUUGUAGACAUGGAGCCUCCUGAUUUCGAAGCCAUGAACUUGACGCUGGAGGAGGAGGUGUUCUACCCGCUGUGUGAGGAGUGGAGGGACGGCACCGAGGGCUCCGUCUUCCACCUCGGAUCCAUCUUCCUCGUCCUGGGCUUCAUGGGCGGCAGCGGCUUUUACGGACUCCUCUACCUCUUCACUUUCCUCACUCUCGGCUUCUUCUGCUCCACGAUCUGGGCUUGGUCGGACUCCUGCACCACGGACACGUUUCUGUGGAAUUUCGCCCUUUUCGGGGUGUGUGUGGGCCAAGUCCUGCACGUCUCCUACCGGCUGAGGAGCGUCACUUUCGACAAGGACUUCCAGGAGCUUUACAGCUGCAUGUUCCAGAAACUCGGCGUGUCGCUCGGCCACUUUGGGAAGAUAGUCGCCUGCUGUGACGGGGACAUCCACACCAUAGAGAAAGACCACUGCUUCGCCAUGGAGGGGAAAACUCCCAUCGACAAGCUGUCGGUGCUCCUGUCGGGCAGAAUCAAUGUGACAGUGAAUGGGGAGUUCUUACAUUACAUCUACCCUUACCAGUUCCUGGAUUCACCUGAAUGGGACUCCCUAAGACCGUCAGAGGAGGGCGUGUUUCAGGUGACGCUGCGUGCUGAGAGCCGCUGUAGAUUUGUGGCAUGGAGGAGGAAGAAACUCUAUCUGCUUUUUGCCAAGCACCGCUACAUAGCCAAGAUCUUUGCCCUGGUUGUGCGCAACGACAUCGCAGAGAAGCUGUACUCUCUGAACGACAAGGCUUUCGACAGCCAGGGGCACCGGUAUGAUCUCCGGUUACCCAGCUACUGUCACAUGUCCAGGCCCGAAUUAGAAAAGACAGAUGGCCUCCUGCAAGUGCCGGUGCAGGCAGGAAGAACUGCCUGACCAAACAGACUGACUGACUGACUGUGUGUCUGCCUCAGCUGGGCAUGGCAAGGUGUGGCACUUCCCAUAUCUUACAGCCUGACUUAGUCCACAUUUGAUAUUUUAGUCGCUGUUAUAAUGGAAAGCAAAUGUGAAGACCUGUUUGGAAGUGAAAAAAAAAAAAAAAUCAUGAAAGGGUCAAAUGAGGCAAUCUACAACAGCAAAUAGUUUAAGGACCAUCCCAGUGAUUUUGAAUGUUGGGCCUUCGUUACUACAAUUUCCAAAUGUUUUACAUUGCGACAAGCCAUUUUUCAAAUGUUGCAGGAGUACUAAAGAUUUCACAACAUAUUGUCGAAAUCCCUUCGUUUUCAAAUUUGAAGUUUUGGUUGAAACACUCACCUCAUAAUGUGAAAACAAACAAGUGAUUUCAUUUGUCUGAAAGUUAAUUUCAUAUCAUAAUGGAAUGAAUUGAAACCAAUGGCUGGAUAAAAGGGAGGGAAAAUACCUUGGAACUCUAAAAAACAUCAGCUUGCUUUAGGAAAAGAUUAGCAGGAAUGUGAAGUUUAUACAUUUUUUACACUAAAAAGGUAACUUACUGGUGUGGUCUUUUAAGUUUCCCCGCGACAGAGCUGUUCUGAAGAUACAAGUAAUCCUAUUGGUUGAGUUAAUUAAAGGAUAAUUCUGGUGUUUUUCAUCAUAAUGUUGUCUGAAACUUAUAACAGUCUGAGCCAGUCAGUGGCAAAAACAAGCACUUUUUCUGGACGUAAUUUGGCGGUGAACCUGCCCUGUGCGAUUACAUUGCAGCUCAUUUCACGGCUGCUGACUGAAGCGUUCUCGCUCAAUACUGGACCAAUUCCAAAAAUUUCUGUCCCUAUCAGUCAUUUGGACCCCAAAAUGUGGAAAAAUAGGGCCCAAGUUGUGGGCGGAGCGUAAAGGAUAAAGUGUGAAUGCAAAAGAAAAUGGCAGUGCUUUCAUUGCAGAUUUCACACUUCUGAUUCAUGUGCUUGUUGUUGAAUUCAUCACCAUGGAUCUUCUUCCCACCACACAAUUUACAGCCACCUUGUUAUUUCUUAGUUUUAGCUUUGUGAAUUUCUGUAUUGGCCCAAAUAAGCACCUCUUGUUUUGCCCUCCUCUCCGUCCUCUUCUUCUACUUCAUUCAAAGUAUCUCUGAAACGUCACAUUCUGCAGAUAAACAUAUCCAAAUUUCAGAUCAGUCGCCUCAGUUCAUCUGUCGCUGCAAUCAGCACUGUGGCCACAGAAAAAGCUAAUUCAGAGCAGCUUACAAUGUAGCUGGAAGUCUGCAGUAUCACCACAUGUAGAGAUUGGUGAGACAAAUUAAUCCUACUAAUGAAACAUGAGUGUAAUCCUCAUCUCCAAUGCAGAGGUCUCAUAGCACCACUUUAAGUAAUGUUAGACUGAGGCCCAGUGAAAAAAGCAAAGGGCAGGAGAGGAGCUAUUAUGAAGCCUACUGCACAUAUUAAACAAAAAACAUGCAGUCAAGACAUUAAACUAACUAACUAAGUUAGCUGGUCUAGUUAGCCUUGCUGACCUUCCAGGUUUAAGAAUAUCAUGGUCAGAAGUCAUAAAAUAACAGAAAUGGUAUUAGCCAUUUAAAUGUUUUUUUUUUUUUUUUGUUUGUUUGUUUGUUUUUUUACUUCCAUUUUGACCAGAGUCUCUUGUGUGCCAUUAAAGUCUGCCAGUUAGGUAACUUGCUCUGUGAAAAAUGGUGGGUCUUUAGCUCUGCCCUUUAAGGUGUAGCUCGCCCAGUGAGAUUAUUUCUGACAGGCGAAAUGUUAUUAAAAUAACUCUUAACAAAAACUCCAAUUUGCCAUUGAGGAUCAGUCUCAGCUGAUAGCCUUUCUGCCCACAGAUAAUAAUUUACCACUCAGCGAGCUCAGACAUCAGUAAUUGCUCUGCUCUGUCCCAGAUAUCUAGUGGAUAUGUGGAGGUUUGAAUGGCAAAUCAUAUAUUUUUCCAUAGUGGAGGGUUUAGUGAAGUGGGAG
Messenger RNA from Myripristis murdjan (pinecone soldierfish), 3112 nucleotides. RefSeq names its product popeye domain cAMP effector 3 (gene popdc3). The record is from RefSeq and is a predicted model, not a curated record. The coding region runs from base 240 to 1130 and encodes 296 amino acids. NCBI's taxonomy places the organism in Eukaryota, Metazoa, Chordata, Actinopteri, Holocentriformes, Holocentridae. The transcript has 3 exons. Gene Ontology annotation, biological process: heart development; striated muscle cell differentiation; regulation of membrane potential. Gene Ontology annotation, molecular function: cAMP binding. Gene Ontology annotation, cellular component: sarcolemma.